UGCGCAAGAACGUAGGAAUUUUCGACUAGCCGAUGAGUCUUUACCGCUGCGCCCGUUUACGCAGGAAUCUCCGCUGUCAGGGCCGUGAUCUGUAAACGCUGACAUUCUAAACAGUCACGUGUCCCAUUCCCAAAUGUUCAACACGAUGCCAUGAACGGGUGAAAUCCGCGAAAGAACGCGGAAUCAUUUCGAGCGACGCACGAGCGCAACCGUUGAAAAAGAAAAAGUUUCGCGUGCAUCGAAUGCGGCGAAGGAGGAAGCGACGUUAAUUGAUGCUCGUGACGAUGCAUAUACGUAAUUGAGAAUAGAUCGGCAGCGGUCAAUAAGCGAAAGAAAGUGCGUGGAGGGUAAAGAAUUCCGGGGAUACGGCAGUGUAAGGGGAUCGACGAGCGCGAGCGGAAACCGGCGAAGACGGCCGAACGCGUACGCGGGACCGUCGCCGCGGAGGCAGAGCAAAGAAAGCGCUUUAAAAAUUCACCGAGUAUGCGUGAUUUGUCACUCGAUCGGCGAUCGUUUCGAUCGACUCGUUCUCCGUGGGACGGCGAUCGCGCGAAUCCAGUGUGCGUUUCGCGAUCACCGCCGAGUUCUGUGCGCCCGUCAGACAGCGUCGAUGCACGUGUAGAUAACGAUCGUGGAUGACAAAUCCUUAACCGUGGCCUCAUUAACGUCAAGUUCGUUGUGUCAAGUUUCGUGAUUGUUAAUUCGAUCCGGGAACCUUGGAAUCCCGUGUUUCGCAAAGAUGAACGUCAAAGUUUACCCGGGAGAAUGUGAAACAUCGGUUGCGACAUCGCGGAAAUGAAAAUAUUUCCUUUGACACGGAAUUUCGUGCAACGUGAUCGGAGUGAGAAAUCAUCCGCGACGGUUCGCGAGCAACGGUCCAUCAGUUUAACCGUUCUAUGCGAGCGGCAAACUCGAGCGUCGGACUGCUUACGCGUCGAAAAAUUUUGCGAAUGCUGGCAGAUGCACGACACGGUGGCUAAUAUCGAACUCGAGGCGUGCGCGUGUUAGCGGUGUCUGAUAACGGGCCGUUGUUUUCUUAUCGCACAGCGUCUACUCUGUAUGCGAUCUCGCGAUACACGUAUGCUCGUUGGAACGUGAGAUUGUUGUUACGGGAUGCGUUCGUGUAAAAAAGUUAAGCGCUGAGGUCACGAAAGAGAAAAAGAAUGAGUCUUUCGCCGGUAGCGAAUAGGAGCUUCCUUCACGGAGAUCGAAAGCCAUCCCCGAGCUCGGAGAAGAUCGUUUACGCAACGCUCGAUAGUUUGGCGUUAAAGAGAGCUACGUUGCCCCUGCAGUUGCUGCCCGUUGACGAGUCCAAGAGAAAAAGGGAAACUUGCAACGAAGCGACUGCCAGGAGAUCCAGUUUCAAGGUCGACACUCCAUCAAAGGAGCGCUCUGAAUAUCUCCUAGUCGCUUCCAAGUCCGAAGACCGAAAAUGCACCGCCAGUCCAUCCGUUAUCGAGCGGAAAUCCGAAGAGCCGUUUUAUUUGCAAUGCGCUAUCGAUAAUCCGAUAAGGUCCUCGGACCCCGUGAGCGAAGAUAUCGACAUUCGCGAGCCUCAAGAAUCCGACGAUUCCUCGAACGAAGCUCUCCAGUCCGACGACUACGAGCGAAUAGAGCUGACAUCCUCGGAGAAUGUCGCCAAACAAGUGAACCUCAACAACAAUGAGAUCACCCUGAAGAAAUCAAAUCUCUCGGAGAAAUCUGAGGAACGAGGCUUCAAGAAGAGGACUGUUCAGGUCGACACUCCAUCAAAGGAGCGCUCUGAAUAUCUCCUAGUCGCUUCCAAGUCCGAAGACCGAAAAUGCACCGCCAGUCCAUCCGUUAUCGAGCGGAAAUCCGAAGAGCCGUUUUAUUUGCAAUGCGCUAUCGAUAAUCCGAUAAGGUCCUCGGACCCCGUGAGCGAAGAUAUCGACAUUCGCGAGCCUCAAGAAUCCGACGAUUCCUCGAACGAAGCUCUCCAGUCCGACGACUACGAGCGAAUAGAGCUGACAUCCUCGGAGAAUGUCGCCAAACAAGUGAACCUCAACAACAAUGAGAUCACCCUGAAGAAAUCAAAUCUCUCGGAGAAAUCUGAGGAACGAGGCUUCAAGAAGAGGACGCAUUUCGCGAAGAACGUACUGCACUUCGUUCCGGAGUACCUCGUCAAAGGAUCCAGGAAGAAGAAGAACGUUCUGAGUGCAUCGUUGAGUUCCUUAAAAACGUCGACGUUGGAUGUGAACUCCAUGGCCAGGUUCAGGUCGAGAAGCCUCUCCCGAGAGGAGACCAGGUGCCUCAACAUUUCAUCACCAACGAACUUCGUGCACGUCGCUUCAGCCACCAGCCCGAACCUCAUCAACGAGAACAGCGACGUCCAUUUGGAGCAAGUAAUCACGCACGAACAGAAGUGCGCAACGUUGCCUCUGCUCGUCAGGAACGAAAAGGAAACUCGCAGCGACGAAAGUCUGAAGCGUGAACUGAUGUCAGAGCUGCGAGUGCGGACGAAAAUGUUGGAGCAGAGCCAGCGGGUGAAAACAAGUGAAAAUCAAGAGGCUAAUGCUAGCUUUUUGUGGAGGAACACGAUUGAGAUGACUGGCAUCACUGAGAGCGUUGAUGAGGAUCAGUAUGAUGAUGUGGGACCUAAAAAUAGUGAUACCCAGGAGGACGACUACGACGAUGUAGGAUUUCCAUCCAGCGACCCUCCCGAGGUCCCCAAAGACGACAGCAUUUACGACGACGUGAUGUCCCCAAUAACCGAACGCAUCUCAGAGCCUAGAGAGAUGGAGGAGAACCAAGAGAGCUACCGUUCGUUGAACAACGACUACUCCAGCGUGGACUCCGACGAGUUAGAUCAAGAUGUAUACGAUGACGUAGGCUUUCCCGCAGAGGAACGCGUCAACAGCCUCUACGCGGGUUCUACAACGGGUUCAAUCUUAGGAUGGAAUGGAAAGGAAUCCGAGUGGGAGGACCUAGAAGACCCGGUUGCGCUUCCUGACUCGUGUAGGAAGGACGUGAGUAAGAGAAAGGGACAACGGUCGAGGAAGGUGAGGAGACGGUCCAGGUGCAGGAGGAGCUCGUCGAAGUCUUCUAAUAAGAGUACGAGAAAUGUAGAGAGCCAAGUGGCUGUAAGCCUUGGCAGCGGAUCGGUAUUGGUCGUGGGCCGUACGGAGAAAGUGGAAGAAUGGAACAGGGAAGAGUCGGAUCGAACUGCGCAAAAUUCACAGAGGACGCAGGGUCUCGUUCAGUUGAGGGUCAUCGACCUGGACGAGGACGUGGAUACGCAGGAGACGUCCUGCUACGUUCACGAAGGUUUCCUUUACAACGCUGAGGACAGCCCGUACGAGAGCCUGCGGUCCUUCCCUCGGGAUGAGUUCAGCUCGGAUUCCGAGACGGAGAAGAACGACCCGAACCGACUGGUCAUCGAGUACCUGGAGGCUCCAACCAGACCCAAUCCUCCUCCACCUCGGGAGAUCAGUCUGACAAGAACGCUAGGUAGAAGAAUAAAAAUGUUAAGAAGAACGUGGAGCAUCACGAAAGGUAGCCUGGGUCGCAUGCGGAGGAGAACGUCCGUGGACGAAGAACACGAGGACAAGGAGUGCGAUUCGAACCUUGACGGAGGCAGGUACUUCGGCUUUGCUAGGCACUUCAAGAAAAGCGUUGCAGGGUUCUCCACUUUUUAUCUGAACGGCCAUACUGAUUCGAUCAAAACGGAUCGCUCCUCAGAACCGAUUGGAGAACCAGAUCACUAUAGCGUGCUGGCCGAGCAGGAACCACUGUAUCAGUUUUAUGCGGCGGCGGCUGCGAGGGGAGCGUUUGAUUCCAACUCGGAUGACUAUGAAGAGCGGAUCGGUAUUGGUCGUGGGCCGUACGGAGAAAGUGGAAGAAUGGAACAGGGAAGAGUCGGAUCGAACUGCGCAAAAUUCACAGAGGACGCAGGGUCUCGUUCAGUUGAGGGUCAUCGACCUGGACGAGGACGUGGAUACGCAGGAGACGUCCUGCUACGUUCACGAAGGUUUCCUUUGUCCGAGAACUCUUUGUCAAAACGUUCUACGUCCUUCAAAAGUUUCGCUUCCUCCACUUAUCAAAACAAUUUUGCAGACAACGCUGAGGACAGCCCGUACGAGAGCCUGCGGUCCUUCCCUCGGGAUGAGUUCAGCUCGGAUUCCGAGACGGAGAAGAACGACCCGAACCGACUGGUCAUCGAGUACCUGGAGGCUCCAACCAGACCCAAUCCUCCUCCACCUCGGGAGAUCAGUCUGACAAGAACGCUAGGUAGAAGAAUAAAAAUGUUAAGAAGAACGUGGAGCAUCACGAAAGGUAGCCUGGGUCGCAUGCGGAGGAGAACGUCCGUGGACGAAGAACACGAGGACAAGGAGUGCGAUUCGAACCUUGACGGAGGCAGGUACUUCGGCUUUGCUAGGCACUUCAAGAAAAGCGUUGCAGGGUUCUCCACUUUUUAUCUGAACGGCCAUACUGAUUCGAUCAAAACGGAUCGCUCCUCAGAACCGAUUGGAGAACCAGAUCACUAUAGCGUGCUGGCCGAGCAGGAACCACUGUAUCAGUUUUAUGCGGCGGCGGCUGCGAGGGGAGCGUUUGAUUCCAACUCGGAUGACUAUGAAGAGGUCGAGGACAUGAUUCCAUCUCGCUCCACGACCGAUUUGGCAAAACCAGGGCACAGAACGUUAUGGUGUCAGACGCCUCAAGUCAUAAACAGCGACCUCCUAGAACGACUAACUGCGGAGGAGAGAAAGAUACAGGAGGCGAAGUUCGAGAUCCUAACAUCAGAAGCGUCAUAUUUGAACAGCCUCCGCGUCCUCAAGAACGAGUUCUUCAACGAGCCGUCCUUCAACGAGAUUUUAACCCCCCUCGAGAAGGAGAAACUGUUCGGAGGUAUCCCCAGCGUGUUGCAAGCGUCAGAACAGUGUCUGGCGGAAUUGGAAACCGUGUGGAGGCAGGAUCCCAUGCUGCACGGGUUGCCGGACGUGCUGCUCAAGUAUGCGGAGAAGUGUUUGGACAUUUAUGUGGCGUACUGCUCGAACCAAGUUAGCAUCGACGGCACGCUCAAAGAUUUACGAACGCGGAAGGGGAUCAGGUUUUUGGACGUGGUCUCGCAAAUUGAAGCGCGGACAGCUUGCCAGAGCUUGUCGUUACAUUCGUUUUUAAUGUUACCCAUGCAACGAAUAACCAGGUUGCCUUUGUUGGCUGACGCCGUCCUCUCCAAACUGCCCAUCGAACACGUAGACAGACCUCAAUGGGAGAGAGUUCUGUCAGGCCUGAGUUACGUGGUCGCUGAAUGUAACGAAGGUGCACGUGUCGCGGCGAAGGAGGCAGAAAUGGAAAGUUUAGCCAGGAAACUGGAAUACUCCGCUAAAAUUAAACCUAUCGUACUAAAAGGCAAACACUUGGUUAAAACUGGGCCCGUCGUGCAAUUACUGAGCAAAGCUGACGCGGAAUAUAAACUUACGUUCGGGCGAAAGUUUAACAAGACGCAUCUGUAUCUUUUGUUGCUCACGGAUUACCUUCUAGUCGCAAAAUAUAAAUCCAAUACUCAAGAUGCAACGUACACCGUGAUAGAUACUUGUAAGAGGAGCUUGAUCGCCUUAGAAGCAGUUAACGAGGACUCGCCGUUUGCGGGACGUAACGCGAUGCUGUUAACUCUUCUGGAGAACUAUUCUGGUCAUCAGGUUGAAUAUAUUUUAACGUGCGAAAGCGACACGGAAAGGCAGAGGUGGUUGGAAGCUGUCUCACCGUCGAAACGGGGUUUGAUGGAAGAAACGCUUUACGAGUCGUGGGACUGUCCUCAAGUGGUAGCUUUGUAUUGCUAUUCCCCUAAUCAACCGGACGAAUUGUCGUUGCAUCCUGGGGAUGUCAUAAACGUGUUCAGAAAGAUGUCGGACGGUUGGUACCACGGUGAGAAGUUAUUGGACGGUGAGCAGGGCUGGUUUCCCGGGAAUUAUACGAAGGAAGUUGCAUCGGAGCAUGUUCGCGCGAGAAAUCUUAAGCAGAGACACCGUCUUCUUGCGCUGAACGGUAACGCGCUGCAACGAAAGACGAAGCAACAAUCUUCUGUUCGCUAAAAGACUUGGAGUGUACUUAAAUUAUCAUUAACUUAAUCGAAUAAACCAAAAUAUUUUAUAGUUACCCGCUUUCUUUCACGCAUUCUUCUUCUGAGUAAAGCAAGGAGGUAAUGCAAUUAAAGAAGUCUAUAAAAAAA
Megachile rotundata (alfalfa leafcutting bee) is the source of this 6190-nucleotide messenger RNA. RefSeq names its product Ephexin (gene Exn). The record is from RefSeq and is a predicted model, not a curated record. NCBI's taxonomy places the organism in Eukaryota, Metazoa, Arthropoda, Insecta, Hymenoptera, Megachilidae. Gene Ontology annotation, molecular function: protein binding; guanyl-nucleotide exchange factor activity. Gene Ontology annotation, biological process: activation of GTPase activity.